Molecule: messenger RNA, 10096 nt
Organism: Salarias fasciatus (jewelled blenny)
Lineage: Eukaryota; Metazoa; Chordata; Actinopteri; Blenniiformes; Blenniidae
Product: zinc finger protein 1035
Exons: 4
Coding region: 536-9523 (2995 amino acids)
Biological process (GO): regulation of transcription by RNA polymerase II
Cellular component (GO): nucleus
Molecular function (GO): DNA-binding transcription activator activity, RNA polymerase II-specific; RNA polymerase II cis-regulatory region sequence-specific DNA binding
Source: RefSeq, a predicted model, not a curated record
CCGCGAUCCGGAGCGCGGCGGGCAGUGUAGUGCACGUCGCGCGCGCCGAAAGCAGAGGUUGGAUAUUCACCGACACCCCCCCCCACCACCACCACCACCACCAUCACACCACCCGGAGAAAGAGUCUCCUGGCGGUAUUCCCCCCAAGCGACGGAAGACAUCGGCGAGGAGGACCAUCGCUUUCUCUUUGUAAAUCUGCAAAGAAAGAGGGAAUGGGACGACUGUGAACGGCAGCUCUUCGGUGGUUAUUCGAAGGCGAAACAUGUAGUCGGUACACCCCCGCUUCAAGACGAGCCGGCUGGGAAUCACUCAGGAGGGACACGGAGUCCCGAUCCGGUGGUUGGGAUUGCACCAGUAAGCCCAGUGUGGGUAUCGCCUAAAAUCAUCGGAGCAGCCAUAGAAGUGUCAUUUGCCAACUGCAAAAUCUUCUAAGAAAAGGCAAAUGGGGUUGAUGUCUUUGGGAUUCUGAUGCUGAUCGACAUAUGAACUACCAGGACUAGGCACUCUAAGCUUCAGUUUCCUGUCUUCGCUGAUAAUGGCUCACGGAUGGAACUCAUACUAUCGGAACCUCCCACCUAUGUCAUCGGAUCGUGGCGCUUUAAGGAGAACAUCAGACACAGAAGGAAACUUUUCGAACUUUAUUGGACAGGAAUUUUCCAAUCCAGUAACGUCACAUGAACACCAUUUAAACAACUCAAACUACUGCACAAACUAUUACCCAAAUCCUGGGAUUUCAAAUCCCAGCUCAGACUGCAUUUACCAGAGAUACAGUAGUGAGACACAUUGGCAAGCUGGUGAACACACAGGUAAACGUUACUUUCAAAGAUGCACAAAAAGUGAUAUGCCGGAUUAUGCCACAGAUGGUUUCCACACCUCAGAAAUACAAGAUAUAGGUUUUAAACAAGAAUGUGGAACAGCAGCUACGUCGUUUCUUGAGAACUACUCGGAUGUCAGCAGUUGCUCAGAUGAAGCUAAACCAUCAUGUAACUAUGUGACGGGUAAACCUAAAACGGAUUUCCCUCCAGAAAACACUUCAUCAGACUGGAUUUCAACUCACACUGGUAGUAUGACUUUUCCCGCUGUAAGUCCUUCCAUUUCAGAGACUGAUGUAACCAUCCAAUCAGGAAAUGACGUAUGGGCACAAAACAAAAUGCACAGUCAGGGAAAUACAGUUGAAUCUUCUACAGGGAAAGAUCAGUCAGGUGCUACCUCUUACAUGACAACUAAAAAGUUUGACACUGUACAUGUUAAAAACGAUUAUGGUCGAAAACAAGAGAAAAAAAUCAGAGCUUUUACCCAAGAUAAAUGUUCAGACAUCUCAAGAAACAUGGAACGUGGGCAAGGAAACAUGAUUGAAAAAGUUGCAUGUGCAGAUGAUGCUGAGAUGACUAGUACUACUCCAACUACCCUUCCAACUGAGGAGAAGAAUCUUUCAGAUGAAGUAAUGCAAGAGAAACUUGACUCAGAAAAUCAGGAGUUCAAGCAUCUAAACAGCGUGGCAGAUGACCAUAACAAAAGCGAUGUGGAGAAAACUAAAAAUGAGGUCCCCAUGAAAGAAAAGAAUGCCUUGUGUUUCUUAAAAAAUGAGAUUUCUGAAAGUCAUCUGAGGCAGGAAAAUGUUACAAGUCUUUCUGAAGAUAGUUUGACCUACAAAAUCUGUGGCAUGGACACAAAUCUCAACAGUCAACAUGAAUGUAGCAUCGCAGGGAUCACAAAGGAUAGUCUUUCUCCAGAUUCAGGUGAUACUUGUCAAAGUGUGUCUGAAAGAAUCCCUGCCAGUAAGAAUCGAGCUGUGUCCAAUUGUGUCGAGUCUUCCUUACAGUGGCAGAACUCGGACACCAAUGCGAAUCUCCGUCCUUUCAAUGAUUUGGCUGGGGAAGAACAAAAGACAAAAGAAACCGCAAAGACAGACUGCAGUGAACCCAGUUUCGUAAAUGACAGUGUCGUUAAACCCGGAAUAGGCAUAGAUGUAAGUGAAGAAACAAAAACUACUAUUUCAUUAGAGGAGAACACCACAACCUCAUCUGCCAAUCAGGAUUCCAGUCAGAAGAAUGAGCAGAAGGACGGUAUCCUCCUAGAAUCCUGCAUACAGCCAGUCACACCAGAAACGAAUGAGACUGGAAUAUCAAUGGAACCUGAGAGAGCAAGUACACCGUCCAUGGCAGAACCAGUCACGCUGGAUACGAAUGAGACUGGAAUGUCAACAGAACCUGAGGGAGCAAGUACACCCUCCAUGGCAGAACCAGUCACACCAGAUAAGAAUGAGACCGGAAUGUCAACAGAACCUGAGAGAGCAAGUACCACCUCUAUGGCAGAACCACUCACGUCAGAUACGAAUGAGACCAGAAUGUCAACGGAACCUGAGAGAGCAAGUACACCGUCCAUGGCAGAACCACUCACGCCAGAUACAAAUGAGACCAGAAUGUCAACGGAACCUGAGAGAGCAAGUACACCGUCCAUGGCAGAACCACUCACGCCAGAUACGAAUGAGACCGGAAUGUCAACAGAACCUGAGGGAGCAAGUACACCGUCCAUGGCAGAACCACUCACGCCAGAUGCCAAUGAGACCGGAAUGUCAACAGAACCUGAGAGAGCAAGUACCGCCUCUAUGAAAGAACCAGUCACACCAGACAUGAAUGAGACCAGAAUUUCAACAGAACUUGAGAAAGCAGGUGCACCAACUAUGGCAGAAGCAGUCACACCAGAUACGAAUGAGACCAGAAUUCCAACAGAACCUGAGAGAUCAAGUACCACCUCUAUGAAAGAACCAAUCACACCAGAUACAAAUGACACUGGAAUUUCAACAGAACCUGAGAGAGCAAGUACACCCUCCAUGGCAGAACCAGAUGCUAUCACUUCAGUGACAAAAGAUAACUCACUAGGUGCUUUCAGAAGUUUGGAAACCUGCUUGAAACUGAAUGCCUCCAGCACAGAGACACCUUCUUUUUCAGAAAUGGAAUGGACAGAACAAGGAUGUAAACCACUCAUUGAUCAAGACCUUUCGUUCAAAAAAACUGAUGCAGAAGAAACGUCAUGUCCCCAUGAGGAUGUUGCUGAAAAUGCACAAGAGUCAUCUGAAGAAAUGAACGUAUCCACAGAUGAACCAUCUGUGUCUGACACGCUAUAUGGUGAACCUCUGUCAAGAGAAGAGUCUUCAUGUGACCCUGAUGAAACUGAGCUUGAGCUUGAUGAAGAUAGAUAUGGUGACAAUGACAAAUUUCAUUCAGAGCGACAAGAACCCCAACUGAAGUUCUCUGCACAGUUGGAAAAGUUCCUUCACCCUGUUGUGAUAUUGACAAGUUUGGAGUCAACAGAUGGAUCUCGUGAGUUUUAUCAUUGUGCAGAGUGCUCCCACGCAACAUCAAAUGUAGAUGGACUGAUUGCUCACCAUCACUGUUCCCAUACAAUGAUCGAUGUUCAAUUUUGCAGGACUUGUAAUCUCUAUGAACUCAGGAAUGAGGAAACUAAAAAACAUGAGUGUGGCAUAAUCAGGAAACGAAUGAAGAUCUCUGCUGAUGAAGAGCAGCAACAGAAAACAAAACUUGGCCGCCACAAAUGCGAUAAAUGUGGGAAAAGAUUUUCAAGAAUAAUGCCUUUUAUCCAGCAUAUGCGAAUUCACACUGGCAAAACACCAUUUAGGUGUAAUGGAUGUGGUGUGUAUUUUUCACAACCUUGUGCUCUUACCAAACACAAGAAAGUUCCGGGGAGAUGCAAGCAGACCUUACUUCGUAAAGCAAAUUCUGGCACUGUUGGCAGCAAAAAUCAAAUGCCACUGCAAAAGAAUAGAGUCGAAGACAACAAAUUUGCAAAGAUUCGGAAAUGUUCUGUGAAGCUUGUUGACAUUGCCAAAACAACUCAAUGUUAUAUGUGUGGCAGAAGUUACCCCUCUGUUGCAAAGGCGAACAAGCACCGCUAUGCUGUACACAAUAUGAGGAGCGUUUCAAUGCUGUUAAAACAUUUUGCCAGUGAAAGGAAGCACGACAUCAAAACGACAAAACACAAAUGUCCUCUUUGUCCUCGGAUUUUCAAGUACUCCUACAACAGGGCUCGACACUUGCGUGAUUGUGUCAGAGAUGCAAUAUAUGGCGGCAAAAGGAAAGUUAAUGGUAAUUAUCAGUGCCCCUUGUGUUAUGCUACUUUCAGUUUACCACACAACCGAUACCGACACAUUAACACCGUUUGCCUGCGAGCAUAUCUUAGUCGACUUGCAAAAGACAAAGAAAUCCCCAUUACACAGGAAACAGGCAAUGGACAAAAAAUACUGCCACAGGAUCAUAAACAGAAAACACAGCCCAAAGAAAAUGAACAGAAAAAACACAUACUCCCAACCUCACCAGCCAAAUCUGAGCCACGAUACAAGUGUGGUCUCUGCCCAGCAGUUUUCUAUCAUGCUUCCGGGAAAUACAGACACAAAAAGAAACAUGAGUUAUACAAACUUUCUGGGAAAAUGAUCAGAUACAGGAAAUCAGUUUUUUCUGUCCCAUCAAAGCCGACUUUAUCAAGUAGUACAAAGACUGAAGAAAGUGAAGACAGUUUGAAAUCAACUGAGGAAAACAGACGUCUUGUUUUGGAUUGUCAGUUUUGUGGAAAGUUUUUUAGCUCAUUGAAAUCACUGAAGAACCAUCAAGUCAGGCACCGGGGUGAAAAACCAUACUCCUGUCUGGAAUGUGGCAGAGGAUUCAAGAGACGUAACCAUCUGAUUGGUCACAGAAGAGUUCACCAGAAAAAGAUACAGUGCACUGUGUGCAGAAAAAUUCUACCUACUAUUGGGGAACUCAUCCAGCACAGAAGCCAGCAUCCUCAAAAAGGAUUGCUCAAAUGCCCAGAGUGCCCACAGCAGUUCCAGUACCCAGUAUAUCUCCUGAGACAUCUCACUACCCACCAACACAAAGAAAAUAAAGCAUCUCAACUUGAUGAAACACCAUCCUCAAAGCCAGAGCAAUUAUUGGAAUCGCAGGAGCAAACAAACUCUGAUGUGCUGCGUUGUUCUUUAUGCAACGAAGAAUUUGAUGACGCUCAGACGCUCAGGAAACACUGUCUAACACAUAUAUCGAGGUCUUCUUCAAAUCGGUGUCCGUUUUGCGAAAAGGGUUUUGCCUGUCGCCAGUACUUACUGCGACAUAUGCUCCAACAUACUGGAAACAAAGCGUUUUCAUGCACUCAAUGUGGAAAGCAGUUUUAUCGGCUCAUGUUCCUGAAACUUCAUAGCCAAAAAUGUUCAUCCACCCCCCAGCAAUUUGCCACAACCACACCCACGAAGACAAAAAAUCGGUAUUUUUGCUCCAUUUGUCCACGGACAUUCUCCAAGAAGAUGCGCAUGAGAAAUCAUCUCAUUGCCCACAAGAAAAAUGCACUGCAGCUAUGCUCGCCUUGUGGGCAGUACUAUGGAUUUAAUAAAAUCAAGCAACAUCAAAUUGAGUGCCCUGGAAUCACCAAGAACAAUGACAGCUUAUUAUUGUCCCCUGUUGAAAGUUCCAUUGAAUGCACUUCACAGACAGACAAAGAUGACGAGGAUGUUGAUGCUGAUGUUGAUAAUGAUGAUAAUGAUAAUGAAACAACUCCACAGUCCCGCACAGACAAGCUGCUUCCAUUGAAAUGCCCUCAUUGUCCAAAGAGAUUUAGGUUUAGAUCAGUCCAGUUGAGACAUCUUGUUUCACAUACUGGUUUACAACCCUAUGCAUGCAUGCGCUGUGGUAAAAGAUUUGGAAGUCAAACGUCAUGCAUGCAGCAUGAAGCUUUCUGUGAUGGCAUUCGCAAAGAUGGGCUGUUAAAAUCCAAAAGGGAUGCUGUGAAUAAACAAUCAGACAUUCCUCCAGCUGAAAAGACAGCUGGCCAUUCUCAAGCUGACAGCGAAGCAGAGUAUAAGUGUAAAUUCUGCACCAAGACCUUCAUGAAAGCACGAUCCCUAAGACGUCACAUUCUUACUCAUAAUGAAGUGAAGCCAUAUCGCUGCAAAGCCUGUGAUGGCUGCUUCUCAAGGUAUGAUCAUUUGAAAGUGCAUCAGUCUCGUUGUAAGGGCAGGAAAAGACGUUUGGAAGUCUGCAUUCCCAAAAUCAGUUUAGAUGAUGUGGGCAAGGGUUGGAAAAUUAGGUUUGGCAACGAGCCUUCUGAAAAAAAGGACACAUUUGAGUGUGAGGUCUGUACUCGAAGCUUCUCUGCUCAGUCCAAACUUUCUCGACAUGUCACCAUGUUCCAUACUGCAAAGUUAUAUAAGUGCUCACGGUGUGGUUCAGCCUUCUCCCAUGAAAAAUCUCUGAAAAAGCACAGAAAGGUAAACAGGUGCAGAAGAUCCUCCAUUCAAGGAAGUGCUGUUCCACCUGAUGCUACUAAUCCUGCGGCAGAAAAUGUGACAGGACAUCUUCCUCGAAUGAGCAGAAUACUAAACAGGAUCCAACCCAUCCAAAACAAAAAGCACAAGUAUGGCUGUACUUAUUGCCCUCGUGUCUUCGCAAAUAACUCACACUUAGAAGUGCACAUCCGCCUGCACACAGGAGAGAAGCCGUACUCCUGCAAGUAUUGUGAUGAGACGUUUAUCAGGAAGGAUUAUUUGCACCGUCAUUUUCCAAAAUGUACCAUGAGAGAGCAGGAAAGUACCACCCUCUGUGACAGAUGUGGAAGCUUUUUCCCUUCCAGCAAGCUUGAAAAUCACAAAAAAAGUUGUACAACAACAUCUGGCCCAUCCACAUCACCCCCUAAACGGACUCGGCAAUCCACCACUGUCAGCCCACCUAAAGGCUUUUCCUGUGCGUACUGCAGUUCUCAUUUUUUGCUUUUUUCACAACUCCAAGAGCAUUUUUUGGCUUCGCACAAGCAGGAAACAACGGAAUCACCAGCGUCAACUGCUCCCCUUCAGCAACAUUUGUCUAAUAUUCCAAACGAUAAAGAAGACACUGGGGAUGAAAGUUGUGAUGAAAGCGUCGGUAAUGAUGCCUUGGUAACCAGUGAACGAGGUUCACCACUUGAGAGUGAGGUCCCCAAAAAGUUCUUCUGCUUUGACUGCAAGACAUCUUUUGCAAAUAAAGCUGGACUAGCCGGUCAUCAGCGUACACACCAGAAUCAUAACCCCUUCACCUGUACAAUGUGCAAAAAAUGCUUCGCAAACAAAACUCUCCUCAGAAAUCACAGCAGAAAGUGUAGAAAAAAUGAUUUAACGACCACACAACCAGAAGGUCCUUUGAAAGCAACAUUGGAUUUUGCAGUGAAUGACUCUGUUCUUGUAUUCAAAGAAAGAUCUGAAACCACUGGUAGUGGGGUUUUGCAGACCAACUUCUCCUGCAAAGAUAACUUAACUGAUGAUUCCUCCGAUGAUUCAGAAGCAAACGCGGAGCCCAACAGAGAGAAGAAGGAAGUGCAGUAUCAAUGUUCAGAAUGUGAUCAGACAUUCACAGAUGGUCUCAUGCUCAUAAGUCACCUUGAAGACCAUGGAAGACAGGAGCAAGAAAAGAAGCGCAAUACGUGCACAAGAUGUGGCCGGUUUUGCGCAAACCAAGCAAAUCUUGAAAAGCACAUGAAGAUGCAUGGAAUUAGCAAGAAACAUUCCUGCCUUCAGUGCUUCAAGAUGUUUUUCACCUUGGCUGAACUUGAAGAUCACAAGACUUGUCAUGAUCCAAAAAAACCAUAUUCUUGCAAACUGUGCCAUCAGCGGUUUUUGACACGACCAGCUUUAUGCAAUCAUAUCCGUGAAGAACACGCGGAUGAGGCAUUUACUUGUCGAUUCUGCAGCAAAAUGUAUGCGUCCAAAAGAUCUCUAGUAAGACAUUACAAAAAGUGGCACAUGAAUGAGCAGAGAGAACCCAAAAACACAUUGGAAGCAAAAGACAGUGACGUGCAAAAACUCAUCAACAAAGCCAAUACAAGCGGUGAAAGUGACAAUGACGAAAAUAUUGGUAGUGGGGACAGUGACUCUGACAUGGCACCAUACUUCCCCUGCCAUGUGUGUGGCAAGACAUUCACAACAUCAGAAAACCUUGAGGAUCAUCAGCUGUGUCACCUGGGUGAAAAACCACAUGAAUGUGAAGAGUGUGGCAAGUGCUUUUUUCAGGCAUCCCAACUGCAGCAGCAUCAGAGAAUGCACCAGUCUGAAUUCCAGUGUCCAACAUGUGGUAAGGGCUUUGUUUCUCUGUUUGCACUGCGUAAACACAAACAAAGUCAUGGCAAAAUUCAUCCCUAUCGUUGUUCCAAAUGCCACAUUAGUUUCAAAUGUCAAUCCCAGCUCACAGAGCACAUGUUCACCCACCAGGAAGACAACUUCCCAUGUGACAUAUGCAAUGAGGUGUUUGUUUCCAAGAGCAGUAGAGCUGAACACCGGAAAAGCCACACCAUUUUUCAUGAUCGCGCCCUACCUGGAGUUUCACAGACAGAACAAGACCAGCCCAGUCAAGUUUCGGAAAGCUCAUUGGGAUACUCCACGGAACUUAAGUAUCGCUGUGGUGUUUGUCAUGAACGUUUCAGAGAUCCAGAGGGCCUCUCAGAGCAUGGCUGCAUGGCAGCAAAAGAGCGGCCGUACUCUUGCUCAGAGUGCGAUAAACAUUUUCUUCAUGCAUCUCAUCUGAAAAAACACAGAAGCACCCACCUGUCAUCAGUUUCGAGCGAUGCAUAUCCAUGUAAUCAGUGCAAUACUACUUUUUAUUCGACAAAAGAUUUCCUCAGCCAUCUUAACAACCCUGAUGAUAUUGUAGUAGAAAUCAAGCGUGAAAGUGACGAUGAAGGUGAGGGACCUAUACCUACUUUCAUAUGUCCAGUCUGUCACAAGUGUUUUCCCAGUGGUAUUGAACUUAUUUACCACUUUCCUACACAUCCAGAUGGUGCGUAUAAAUGUGAAAAAAGGACUCAUACUGAGAAAAAAGAGGAAGGCCAUCGGGUCUCUCCUCAGACUCCAGCUGCUGCAGUAAAAUGCUCAGACUGUGGUCAGAGCUUUUCAGGGUAUGAUGCCUUACACAAACACAAUUGCUCCCAUCGAUGGCAGACAGCUGUGGGGACCAGCUUCUCAAAGCCAUCAAGUCAUACUUACUAUCAAGGAGAUGAGGAAGAGGAGGUUGAUGUUACAGGAGAGGAGUUGUACGACUGCCCUGCUUGCUCAAAGCAGUUCUCUUCCAAAAGCAGCCUUUUGGAACAUCAAAACAUGGACCAUUUUGCCGAGAAGCCAUUUAAGUGUGAGAUUUGCGGAAAAUCAUUUGCCAGAAGGCGCUACCUCACCAGACACAAGCAUAUUCACAGUCAGAAUGCUGCUGUUUCAGACACACAGCAGCCUCAAACGAAACGGUUUAGCUGUGGUCAGUGCAACGCACGUUUCAGUAUGAAGCAGGAUUUGUCUGAACAUAUGAGACUGCAUGCUGAGAGAGCGGUUGGAGAUUAUCGCUGUGACAUGUGCUAUAAGUCAUUCAGCCAGUGGUCUCUUCUUCGGCAGCACCAGGAGAGUCAUGUUGGUGAGGUGGUUUAUGAGUGUACAGAAUGUGACAAAGCCUUUGCUUUUCCUCACCUACUGGAGGAACAUCAACAAACUCAUGCUGGGUCCUCUCAUUGAUGGCUCCGACAUGUCACAGACUUUCUUUUUCUGGCUGAACUGUAACAAAAGUAUCCUGAAUUCCUUUUCAUGCCUUAUGCCUCCUAAUGUACCCUUAUGCUGUUGUAUAUGUGGCUCAUGACAUUUUGUUCUUUUUUCUUUUAAUGGCAUUAUACCUGUUUUGGGUUUUAAUAGUGGGAGUUGCAUACAACAAAGUAACCAUGGAUUUUUUUUUGAUAAUGUUCAUAAAUGUUUGGGAAAAGUAAGUUUUGUUUGAAUGCAGAGAAAAUAUAACAUAAAAUUAUCAGAAUUCAGACUGAUUUCUGAUCAUUUUUGAAUAGUCUGGGAGAGUUUUGUUGACAGUUUGUGAAAUAGACUGUGGUUAUUUUAUUUCUCUGCUAUUUUCUAUACUGCAAUUGUAGUGUAGACCAAUUUGUACAUUUCAUUUUAUUCCUGUUAAGGAUUUUUUUUUAAAUGUAUCUUGUACAGACAUCUACUAGUUCCUUCUGAAGAAAAUUGUUUUCACAACUUGCGAUUGUUACUUUUGUUAGGAAACUUGUGUUGAUGCAUUCAUUUUAAGAAUAAAAUCAGCAA